GCGGGGUUGAGGGCGGGCCUAGGUGAGAGCGGCUAAGUCGGCGGAGCGUCCGGCGCCGCAGACCCGGCCAGCGAGGCCUGGGACGGGAGAGGGAGGAGACUGGAGGAGGAGACGGGAGUGCGGGGUGGCGCUGGUCCACCUCCGCAGCUCUCCUGGCUCCCGCCGGCUUUCGAAGGCGGGCCCGUGCUGCGGCAGCGGCGGCGGCAGCGGCCUCGGCGGCCUGCGGAGCCUCAUCUGUUUCAAUGGUGCAACUCUCUUCAUCUCCUUUUGGUUACCAGUCACCUUCAGGCCAUUCGGAGGAGGGAAAGGAGGGGAAUAUGAAGUCAGCCAAGCCCCAAGUGAACCACAGUCAGCAUGGGGAAAGCCAGCGGGCCAUGAGCCCCUUGCAGCCUGCUCUCGGUUCUGCUGCCUCUCCUUCCCAAGCAUAUGAGACAUAUAUUGAUAAUGGACUCAUAUGCCUUAAACACAAAAUCAGAAACAUCGAGAAAAAGAAGCUCAAACUGGAAGAUUAUAAGGAUCGCCUGAAAAACGGAGAGCAACUUAAUCCAGACCAGUUGGAAGCAGUUGAGAAAUAUGAAGAAGUGCUACAUAACUUAGAAUUUGCCAAGGAGCUUCAGAAAACCUUUUCUGGACUGAGCCAAGAUGGAAUCCCACUGUCUUGGAGAGCUAGAAUUGCCACCUCUAUCGUCUUUCCUCCUCUCAAGCAGAAGCUGAGUUUGCUGCUUAAAGCGCAGAAGAAAGCCCAGAGAAGGGAGCACAUGCUAAAACUUGAGGCUGAGAAGAAAAAGCUUCGCACUAUACUUCAAGUUCAGUAUGUAUUACAGAACUUGAUGCAGGAACAUGUACAGAAAGACUUCAAAGGGGGCUUGAAUGGUGCAGUGUAUUUGCCUUUAAAAGAACUUGACUACCUCAUUAAAUUUUCAAAAUUGACCUGUCCUGAAAGAAAUGAAAGUCUGAGUGUUGAAGACCAGAUGGAGCAGUCAUCCUUGUACUUUUGGGACCUUUUGGAAGGUAGUGAGAAAGCAGUGGUAGGAACGACAUACAAACACAUGAAAGAUCUACUAUCUAAAUUGUUGAACUCAGGCUAUUUUGAAAGUAUCCCAGUUCCAAAAAAUGCUAAGGAAAAAGAGGUAUCAUUGGAGGAAGAAAUGCUAAUAAAAUCAGAGAAGAAAAAACAAUUAUCGAAGACUGAAUCUGUCAAAGAGUCAGAGUCUCUUAUGGAACUUGCACAGCCAGAGAUACAACCACAAGAGUUUCUUAACAGACGCUACAUGACAGAAGUAGAUUAUUCAAGUAAACAAGAUGAAGAGCAAUCUUGGGAAGCAGAUUAUGCUAGAAAACCAAAUCUCCCCAAAUGUUGGGAUGUGCUUACCGAACCAGAUGGUCAGGAGAAGAAACAGGAAUCCUUCAAGUCCUGGGAGUCUUCCGUGAAGCACCAGGAGGUAUCAAAGCCUGCAGUUUCCUUAGAACAGAGGAGACAAGAGAUUCCAAAACUCAGGUCCACUCUGCAGGAAGAGCAGAAGAAGCAGGAUGUCUCGAAAACCAAGGCAACUCCUAGCCAGUGGAAGCAAGAAGCUCUUAAAUCCAAAGUGGGAUACAUUCAAGAGGAACAGAAGAAGCAGGAGACACCAAAGCCUUGGCCAAUUCAGCUGCAGAAAGAACAGGAUCCAAAGAAGCAAACUCCAAAGUCUUGGACACCUUCUGUGCAGAGUGAACAGGACAUCACCAAGUCAUGGACCACUCCCACGUGUGAAGAACAGGAUUCAAGACCGCCAGAGACUCCAAAAUCCUGGGAAAACAAUGUUGAGAGUCAAAAACACCCUUUAACACCACAAUCACAGAUUUCUCCAAAGUCCUGGGGGGUAGCUACAGCAAGCCUCAUACCAAAUGACCAGCUGCUGCCCAGGAAGUUUAAUACAGAACCCAAAGAUGUGCCUAAGCCUAUGCAUCAGCCUGUAGGUUCUUCCUCUACCCUUCCAAAGGAUCCAGUAUUGAGGAAAGAAAAACUGCAGGACCUGAUGACCCAGAUUCAAGGAACUUGUAACUUUAUGCAAGAAUCUAUUCUGGAUUUUGACAAACCUCCAAGUGCAAUUCCAUCAUCACAGCCGCCUUCGGCUACUCCAGGUAGCCCAGUAGCAUCUACAGAACAAAAUCUAUCCAAUCAAAGUGAUUUUCUUCAAGAGCCAUUACAGGCUGCUUCUUCUCCAGUUACUUGUAGCUCAAAUGCUUGCUUGGUUACUACCGAUCAGGCCUCUUCAGGAUCUGAAACAGAGUUUAUGACCUCAGAGACUCCUGAGGCAGCAGUUCCCCCAAGCAAGAAACCAUCUUCACUAGCUUCUCCAAAUCCUCCCAUGUCAAAGGGCUCUGAACAGGGCUUCCAGUCACCUCCAGCAAGUAGUAGUUCAGUAACCAUUAACACAGCACCCUUUCAAGCCAUGCAGACAGUAUUUAAUGUUAAUGCACCUCUGCCUCCACGUAAAGAACAAGAAAUAAAAGAAUCCCCUUAUUCACCUGGCUACAAUCAAAGUUUUACUACAGCUAGUACACAGACACCACCCCAGUGCCAACUGCCAGCUAUACACGUAGAACAAACUGUCCUUUCUCAAGAGACUGCAGCAAGUUAUCCUGAUGGAACUAUUCAAGUAAGCAAUGGUAGCCUUGCCUUUUACCCAGCACAGACGAAUGUAUUUCCCAGACCCUCUCAACCAUUUGUCAAUAGCCGGGGAUCUGUUAGAGGAUGUACUCGUGGUGGGAGAUUACUAACCAAUUCGUAUCGGUCCCCUGGUGGUUAUAAAGGUUUUGAUACCUAUAGAGGACCUCCUUCAAUUUCCAAUGGAAAUUAUAGCCAGCUACAGUUCCAAGCUAGAGAGUAUCCUGGAACACCUUAUUCCCAAAGGGAUAAUUUCCAGCAGUGUUACAAGCGAGGAGGAACAUCUGGUGGUCCUCGGGCAAAUUCGAGAGCAGGGUGGAGUGAUUCUUCUCAGGUGAGCAGCCCAGAAAGAGACAACGAAACCUUUAACAGUGGUGACUCUGGACAAGGAGACUCCCGUAGCAUGACCCCUGUGGAUGUGCCAGUGACAAACCCAGCAGCCACCAUACUGCCAGUACACGUGUAUCCCCUGCCUCAGCAGAUGCGAGUUGCCUUCUCAGCAGCCAGAACCUCCAAUCUUGCCCCUGGAACUUUAGACCAACCUAUUGUGUUUGAUCUUCUUCUGAACAACUUGGGAGAAACUUUUGAUCUUCAGCUUGGUAGAUUUAAUUGCCCAGUGAAUGGCACUUACGUUUUCAUUUUUCACAUGCUAAAGCUGGCAGUGAAUGUGCCACUGUAUGUCAACCUCAUGAAGAAUGAAGAGGUCUUGGUAUCUGCCUAUGCCAAUGAUGGUGCUCCAGACCAUGAAACUGCUAGCAAUCAUGCAAUUCUUCAGCUGUUCCAGGGAGACCAGAUAUGGUUACGUUUGCACAGAGGAGCAAUUUAUGGAAGUAGUUGGAAAUAUUCUACGUUUUCAGGCUAUCUUCUUUACCAAGAUUGAAAGUCAGUACAGAAUUGACAAUAAAAGGAUAUGGUGUUCUGAUUAGUGGGAAUAAAGGAAAAGUAGUCCUUGCCCUUCUGACAGAUUGGUUUAGGAAAAUGUUUUCAUUCCUAGAGGAAGGAGGAGGUCCUUACUUUUUUGUUUUCCUCCCCAUGGUGAAAAAUUUCAAGCUGAAUGACAAUUAGCACUAAUCUGGCACUUUAUAAAUUGUGAUGUAGCCUCGCUAGUCAAGCUGUGAAUGUAUAUUGUUUGCACUUAAUCCUUAACCGUAUUAACGUUCAGCUUACUAAACUAACUGCCUCAAGUUCAGGCAAGUUAUAAUGCCUUGUUGUGCCUCAAUAAAAAAGUUACAUGCA
Delphinapterus leucas (beluga whale) is the source of this 3886-nucleotide messenger RNA. Lineage: Eukaryota; Metazoa; Chordata; Mammalia; Artiodactyla; Monodontidae. The record is from RefSeq and is a predicted model, not a curated record.